Molecule: messenger RNA, 1314 nt
Organism: Drosophila montana
Lineage: Eukaryota; Metazoa; Arthropoda; Insecta; Diptera; Drosophilidae
Gene: dcma
Product: decima
Exons: 6
Coding region: 405-1085 (226 amino acids)
Biological process (GO): G protein-coupled receptor signaling pathway
Cellular component (GO): neuron projection
Source: RefSeq, a predicted model, not a curated record
GGACGUUGAGUCGAGAGCACACGCGACGCGCAUGUUUCUGCGACGACAAGCCAAAACACGAGGCGGACAUAAUAUACGCGUUGUUUUUAACAUUCCGUGCAAAGUAAAUAAAAUGGUGGAUUAAAAUUCAUGCUAUGCGAUUUGAAUUAUGCGACGUUAAGUGCAACAAGCUGCAAUUUGUGUGAUCGCUUCCGUGCCCGUGCUCCGUGCCCCGUGCCCCAUAACCCGUGGCACUACCUGUGCUUCGAUGCCGUAGCUGCAACUGAAGCUGAGCUCGUUACCACAUCCGUAUCCGGCCGCCGGUGUUGCACUUGAUGGAUUGUUCAAUUUAGCCGGCGCUCGGCAUAUCAAAUCACAAUAUCCAACACAUCGAGACUUAUGUGCGUCCCGUUGAAUGCAACAACAUGUUGACGACACACCACCUGCAUCAUUUGCAUCAUCAUCGCGGCAGCACAGCGGUCGAAUUGGAUAAGGUUACCAAUUUGAACACGCUCAUCGUGGAGAUCAACAGCCAUGUGGCGCUCUUCCGCGACAUGCUGAUACAUGUCGGCCAGGCCAAGGACUGCCCCGAGCUGCGCGAAAAGAUACGCAAACUGCGACGCACCUGUGUGGAGGCAUUCAAGCACACGGCACAGAUACUUAUGCCACAGGUCAAGAGCGCAAUGGCCGAAGGCAUACUCACCGACAAUCCGCACCUGGUGCUACUCUUCUACAUGGCUCAGCUGUUUCUACGUGAGCUUGUGAAAAGCUACCGGCUCAUACAAGUUGUGCCAAUGGAUAUGUCUGGCUAUUAUGAAAAUCGAGCGGGCCCCUCAAAUCUGGGCAAUGUUAUUAGCCAAAUACUGUUGUGCAAGCAAUUUACGCCAGAUUUCAAUGAGGAGGAAUUAUGCAGCAUAACGAAGGAUUCGCAGGACAUUGCCAUGUUGUUGUCCGAGCUACAGGAGUAUAUGCCGCAACACGAGGCAUAUUUAGAGCGCAAUGCGGCACUGGAUACAAAUACUCCUUGGCCGGCAAAACGACGCCAGAAUUAUAUAUGCAAGAACAUGAGUCUACUAUGCUGCGUGUCUCGCCCAAAUUAUCUCUGAGACGAGGCCGAAAGUGUUUAAUCUUAAAUGUUAAACACACACAUAAGUAUCACACAUUUACACCCACACAGACACACACACACACUACUUGUAUCAAUUACUAGUGUUUAAGUCAAGCCCAUGAAAAGCUAAACACAGAAAUUGUACAGCCUAAGUGUAAAACCACUCAAUUAGCAUUGUAACCACAGGUCAAAGGACUUUCCAUACAAAACAAAUUUAAACAUAAACU